Corapipo altera (White-ruffed manakin) is the source of this 2644-nucleotide messenger RNA. RefSeq names its product histone-lysine N-methyltransferase SETDB1-like. Gene Ontology annotation, biological process: heterochromatin organization; negative regulation of gene expression. The coding region runs from base 177 to 2096 and encodes 639 amino acids. The transcript is spliced from 13 exons. Gene Ontology annotation, molecular function: histone H3K9 methyltransferase activity. The record is from RefSeq and is a predicted model, not a curated record. Gene Ontology annotation, cellular component: nucleus. NCBI's taxonomy places the organism in Eukaryota, Metazoa, Chordata, Aves, Passeriformes, Pipridae.
GGGUUUACCCCCGGUUUAUUCCCCCUUUAUUCCCACGUUAUUCCCGGUUUAUCCCAGGCUUAUCCCGGCCGCCCUCGCCAGGCGGCAGCACCGCGGGCCGCGGGCGGCGGAGGUGACGACAGGCGGAUUCCGUCGGCAGCGCCGCUCGCAGUCUCCCGCUCCACGGGACCGGCGAGAUGGACACCCAGGACAUUGAAGAGCUGCAGCAGGAGGUGGUGGAGGAGCUGGGAAUCUCCCUGCAGGAGCUGCAGGAGAUCAUCGACAAGGAGGUGGAGAACUCCGAGUGGGUGAGGCAGCGAAAGCAGCAGCUGGAGGAGCUGGAGAAGUGUGUGAGGCACAAGGAGGAGGAGGCGGCUCACGUUGACCAGCUCAUCGACAAUGCCACGAGAGCCAUCGACAAGUGCGAGACGUUGGCCAAGGAGUUGUACUCCAUGAUGGGCCUCCAGUACCGGGAGAGCAGCUCCGAGGACGAGGCCCCGGCGGCCACGGAAGUGAUCGAGAUCCCGGACGAGGAGGACGACGACGUCAUGAGCGUGGACUCGGGCUGGAAGCACAGCACCAGCAGCUCCAGAAUCUCCAAAGAUCAGAGUCUGGUGAGUGAGAAGCUGCAGGAAGCAAUGGCUGCCAUGAGGAGAUCAGCCCGGGAUGUUGCCAAAUUCAUGGAUGCUGUGAACAAGAAAACAAGCUCCCAGGAAGCACAAAAAGAGGCACAGCCCCCUCAGCCAUGUCCUGGCACUGCCCAGCCCGUUGUCCCCGCGGCCCCUGGGGAUGAUCUCAACACCGACGGGGAUCUCAAAGUGGGAAUGAGGAUUUUGGGCAAGAAAAGAACCAAAACGUGGCACAAAGGGACCUUGAUUGCCAUCAAACCAGUCGGUGCUGGCAAGAAAUACAAAGUGAAAUUUGAUAACAAGGGGAAGAGUUUGCUCUCGGGCAACCACAUUGCCUACGACUACCACCCGUGUCCUGAGGGGCACCACGUGGGCAGCAGGGUGGUGGCCAGGUACAAGGAUGGCAAUCAGAUGUGGCUCUAUGCUGGCAUCGUGGCUGAGACCCCCAAUGUCAAGAAUAAAGACAGGUUCCUGAUCUUCUUCGACGACGGCUACGCGUCGUACGUGAAGGAGUGGGAGCUGUACCCCGUCUGUCGGCCACUGGAAAAAAGCUGGGAAGACAUUGAGGAUGUUUCCUGUCGGGAUUUCAUCGAGGAAUACAUCACUGCCUACCCCAACAGGCCCAUGGUGCUGCUGAAGAACGGGCAGCUCAUCAAAACUGAGUGGGAAGGGACCUGGUGGAAAUCCAGGGUGGAAGAAGUGGAUGGAAGUCUGGUCAAAAUCCUCUUCCUGGAACCUCUUCCCAUGGGAAGUGGGAGCGUGUCCUACUCCCUCCUGCAGGAGGAUAAACGGUGUGAGUGGAUUUACCGUGGCUCCACACGCCUCGAGCCCAUGUUCAGCAUGAAAACCUCCACAGCUUCCACCCAGGAAAAGAAGCAAAGUGGGCAAACCAGGACUCGGCCCAAUGUCGGUGCUGUGAGGAGCAAAGGCCCUGUGGUCCAGUACACCCAGGAUUUAGCAGGAGCUGGUCCCCAGUACAAACCCCCGGAGCAGCUCCCGGCUGCUUCCUCUGUGUCCCCUCAGCCUGCAGAGAUGGAGCGCUGGCCCCCGGCUGCCUCGUGUCCCUGCACCUGGACUGACCUCGCUGGCUUCCCAGGGAAUCCGGGAUCAGCGGUGGGUCCCGGUGGGCACGGAGCAAACCCCGGCCAAGCCGCUGCCAGGGGCCCGAGGGGGACGUCCCCGGAGCCUGGAGGAGGCCUGGAUGGAGGAGGAGCUCGGCUUGGUGCUGAAGGGAGCGUGUUGGAGGACACCAGGGAGCCCGGGAAUGUGCUCUGGGACUCUUUAGGGGAGGGAGCUGCUCUCCCGGGUCAGUUCUGCCCCCGCUGUGGAUUCCCCAUCCGGAUCUGCGGCCGCCUGGCCCCGUGCCAGCACGUCUUCUGCUGUGACUGUGCCCUGCUGGUGGGGCACGAGGGGGGCAGGAGGUGUCCCAGCUGUGAGGAGCCUGUGCAGGAAGUCAAUCUUUACUCCCCCGAGGCUCUCCAGGUGUAGCAGCAGCUCAGACCCCGGCUGGGGGGGUGUCUGGUGGGGGUUCCUCUCCGAGCAGUGCAGUAUGACCCAAUUUUACCCCUGGAAACGCUCCCCCUGUGCCGCUCUGACCAGGAGUUGGGGAUUGAAGCCACAAGAACGUUGUUCCUCACCUUUUCCAUAACCCAGAAGAGAGGCUGGAUGCUGGAGGAGGUCCCAAAAUCCCCCCUGUGUGCAGGGAAGGGCCGGGCUGUGCCUGGCACUGGGACACUCCGGGCUGGGAGGGCGUCGGGACCGUGGGCACGACGUGAACACGACCAAGUUGGACCUGCAGCCCCGUCGUGGGCAAAUCCUUCCCCACUUCCUCCUUGCAGUGGUCACAAGGAGUUCUUUCCCUCUCCCCACAGAGGGUUUGGCUUUAGGAUCUGGUUUCCAUCCGGGCAGACACUGCAGCUGCUUCCCUGCCCUCAAACCCAGCUGGUGUGAGCGGUGCCCCGGGGCCGUGUCCCUGUCCCUGCUGAGCCCAGGGAUCCUUGGAUUUUAGAUCAUUAAAACCAAGAAUGGUCUCUCCA